Molecule: messenger RNA, 1113 nt
Organism: Rhineura floridana
Lineage: Eukaryota; Metazoa; Chordata; Lepidosauria; Squamata; Rhineuridae
Gene: UCHL1
Product: ubiquitin C-terminal hydrolase L1
Exons: 9
Coding region: 88-762 (224 amino acids)
Biological process (GO): protein deubiquitination; ubiquitin-dependent protein catabolic process
Cellular component (GO): cytoplasm
Molecular function (GO): cysteine-type deubiquitinase activity
Source: RefSeq, a predicted model, not a curated record
GGCGGGCUGCUGCUGUUUUUCGGCGCACACGGUUCCCUGCUGGUUGUGGUGUGGUGGUUGGGCUGGUCAGGUUUUGCACGAGAGACAAUGGCGUGGCAACCUAUGGAAAUAAAUCCCGAGAUGCUGAACAAAGUGCUCUCCCGCCUAGGAGUUGCCCCAGGCUGGCGGUUUGUGGACGUGUUGGGGUUUGAGGAAGAGUCCUUGAAUGCUGUACCUAACCCAGCUUGUGCACUACUGUUGCUCUUUCCCCUUACUGCUCAGCAUGAAAAUUUCAGAAAAAAGCAGAUGGAAGAAUUGAAGGGUCAGGAAGUGAGCUCAAAAGUCUAUUUUGUGAAGCAGACUGCCAGUAACUCAUGUGGAACAAUUGGCCUUAUACAUGCAGUGGCUAACAACCAAGAUAAAAUACUGUUUGAUGAAGGGUCUGCACUAAAGGAAUUCCUUGCUGCAACAGCUGAGCUCUCUCCAGAUGAGAGGGCAAAACGUCUUGAAAACAACAAGGCCAUUCAAGAAGCCCACAAUGCAGUAGCACAAGAAGGCCAGUGUCGGGUUGAAGAUGAUAAAGUGAACUUCCAUUUCAUUCUGUUUGCCAGUGUGGAUGGACACCUCUAUGAACUGGAUGGACGAAUGCCCUUUCCUGUGAAUCAUGGAGCUAGUUCAGAUGACACUAUGCUGAAGGCCUCUGCCAAGAUCUGCCGGCAGUUCACAGAACGUGAGCAAGGAGAGGUCCGCUUUUCUGCUGUAGCACUGUGCAAGUCUGCCUGAAGUUGAGGGAUUAAAGCAGCCCUGUAGCCCAUCGCAGAAAGCAGUUCAAGCUGUUGGUGCUUUAGUACUUGUGUUUAAAAAAUGAAGCACUGCUAUUCUUGGUCUUAAGUUUAAACUUUCCUGCUGAACCUCUCCUCUUUCCCCAUUCCCACUACUUGCAGCAGCUUCAGUGGCGCUUGUCCUAAAAGCUAAGCUCAAAAUCUUCCAACUCUUCAAACAUGUUGGGUGUUGGGACUCUUCUUGACUGUAACUUGUUUAAAUGCUUCAUAGGGCUUACUUGACUUGUGCCUCUAAAGUUUCUUUUUAAGCUGUUGUCAAUCACAAAAAUAAACCUCUUCUUGGUAUUCCAAA